UCGGAAGUUGCUAUAAAAGGUUCGAAUUUUUCGGAUUGCUUUAGUUCAGUCGCGAUUCCAUCAUAAACAUGGUCCUUAAGGUACUUUCAGUAGUGGCGCUCGCAGUCGCCGUCGCAGCCCGACCCGAAACUCCUUCUUACUCUCCUCCUGCUCACCCAACUCCUUCGUACUCACCUCCCAGCCCAUCCUAUAACGCGCCCGUCCGCCCUUCUCCUUCUUACAAUGCUCCCGUCUAUGCAGAUGUUCCACCUCAAUACAAUGCCCAGUAUAACGUAAACGAUGAAUACUCUGGAAACAACUAUGGGCAUCAAGAGGACCGCGAUGGCUACAACACACAGGGAACGUAUUAUGUGCAGCUCCCCGACGGCCGUCUGCAGAAGGUCACCUACUACGUCGAUGGCGAGUCCGGCUACGUGGCAGAAGUCACCUACGAAGGGGAAGCACAGUAUCCAGCUUAUCAGCCUGCUCCAUCAACUUCUUAUCAGCCCGCUCCUUCACCGUCUUACGCUUAAUUCAGAUGCUGUAUCCCGUACACAUGAAAAGAGGAAGCCAUAAUUUAAUUAUAAUAAAUAUUGUACCUGCUGCAUAAU
Penaeus indicus is the source of this 590-nucleotide messenger RNA. RefSeq names its product cuticle protein 7-like. The record is from RefSeq and is a predicted model, not a curated record. The transcript is spliced from 3 exons. NCBI's taxonomy places the organism in Eukaryota, Metazoa, Arthropoda, Malacostraca, Decapoda, Penaeidae. Gene Ontology annotation, cellular component: extracellular matrix. Bases 69 to 512 code for a protein of 147 amino acids.